GAGGGAAGAAUGAUGGCGGUCAGGAAAUGACAAGUUUUGGAAGUGUAAAUCGCGGACAGAUCACUACGAGGGAGCACGGAUCCAGUGCUCAGGCGGUAGAACUUGAGUAAAGAUGACCGCCAUCUGCCUUAUUUGAUGUAAAUGGUAGAGAGCACCUCGUCAGGAUCCAUGCCAUUGUAUGAUAAACGGACAAAAAGACCACUGUAACAGCUCGCGCCGAUCGGGAAAUACAGUUUUGUGGUUAAAUCCAGUCAGAUUGUGCAGCACUGUACCUGAUUAGUACGUAAAAAUGAUUAAGACCGAGGGCAAAGGAGAGAGAGCGCUGAGGAGUGCGUCUCCCCACAGAAAUGCUUACAAGUCCGAUUUCCACGCUAUCAAGUGCUCCUUUGAUGGGACGAAGACGGACAGCGCCCCCAAGUCCUACGCGAACGGUUCUAGUGACACCCGAGAGGAGACGCGGGGCAGACCGUUUGGCAACCGGGUGAACAAAAUAAAAAACAUUUUCCUGCAAAUGGACAGUCAGCAACAGGACAAUCAGGAGACAAAGCCGGUUAUAAAAACAGAUGGAUCUCAGAGCACACAGUCAAAACUUGGUGUAAGUGCGCAAAGAUCUAGCGUGAGCAGUGCUGCAAGCCUGAACACUGCGGCAAGUCCAGAACCACAGGGGUCGGAUAGAACCCCAAAAGGAGAGGAUGGGGAGAUCGACAAAGCCGCUUUGGCAGAGAAAUUCUCAGUGACAAGAAAGCUCUUUGAGAGGGGUAUCAAAGAGCAGUCCAGUUCUGUGGAGAAGCAGCCAAGGGGCAGGAUGUCUGGACGGCACGGGAGUGCGUCAGAGGAAUGCAAAGGUGGGAGGAGAUCCAUCGGGUCAUCAGAAAGCAGCACCAGCGGUGUCAAAACCGAGCGAAGUCCAGUUUCUCCUCUCAGAGCCGGGUCAGAUGGGAACAUGGAGAGUGACGAGGUUAAACAGACUCAGAAGUUGUCACUGAAUGCAGGUCCCAUUUCCAGGAGGCUGGAGAACUUUAUGGCAGAGAAUGACUGUGGAGAAUCCAUAAGAACUACCUGCAAAGGUCCAGAGUCACCCUCUACAUCACAGUCACUCAGCUCCACUGAGGGCCCCACGCCCACAUCACCUUUAAGAGAAAAACCCACUUCUCCUUUAAGAGAAAAGAGUGCAUCUCCUUUGAGAGACAAACCCACUCCAGGUAGCAACUUACCUUGGAAACCCACAUCUCCAGUCACCAAUGUGCCUUACAAAACAACCUCCACAAUUAGUGGUUCAUCUUCCAAACAUCCAACCCCAGCUUCUGCAUUGUUUUACAAACCAACACCCCCAUCUCGUGGAAGCGCUAGUGAGCCCCUCUCUCCGACAGACCACAGCUUGCCCCACCUGUCCUCCUCAGCAAGCGAUGGCUGUAUCACAGCAAAGGCAAGCAGUGAUGGGGUGAAACUCACCAGUCAGCCCCUGAGGGACCCAAAGCAACCUUCACUAUUCACCACAGGGGUUUCCAACCAGGCUAAGACCUCAGAGGUUGCCAAGAAAGGGGGAGAAGGCCAAAAUUUGGCCAAAACUGUACCCCAGGAUAAUUCACCCGACAGCACCCCCCCAAAGUUGGAUGGUGUAUCCGCGGGUAUGGUGCGGGCAGAGCUGGUGGUGGUUCAGAACGAAUCCUCAGAAAGUGAAGAAAACGAAGAUGAGCGGCUCGACGACGCCGUUUUUGAGGAGUCAAAGGUCGAGGAGGACAUCUGUGACGAGGAACCGGACAAAGUUCUUCUGAACAAGGAAGAAAAGGUCACAGAACAAGAGGAGGAUGAAGGUGGGAUGCAAGAGAUGAAACACAGAUGGAUUGAGCCUUUAAGGGGCGAGACCAAGCCGUUGAAAAAAAGUGGAUGUUAUGAUGAGGAAGAGGAGGAGAGUGAACAGGAACAUCAGGGUGGUAGAAGACAGGCCUCUCCACUUUUCCAUGGGAUAGAAAAUGCCGCAUUUAUAGACGAUAAGGACACAGACCACCAGCAAGCUGAGGAAGAGGAUGAGCAUGGUGAAGAUCAGCUCGAGGAAGACUACAUGGAAUUACCUGGUCUGUCUGAGGAGGACGAAUCAGCACCCAGAGGGAAGGUCCGCUUCUCUACUGCACCAAUACAGGUGUUCAGCACAUACUCAAACGAGGACUAUGACCGGCGUAACGAUGAUGUGGAUCCAGUGGCAGCGUCUGCUGAGUAUGAGCUGGAGAAACGGGUGGAGAAGAUGGAUGUGUUUCCGGUGGAGAUGGAGAAAGGAGAUAACGGCCUGGGUAUUAGUAUUAUUGGAAUGGGAGUUGGCGCUGACCAGGGACUGGAGAAACUGGGAAUCUUUGUAAAAACCGUCACAGAAGGGGGAGCAGCGGAGAGAGAUGGCAGGAUCCAGGUGAACGACCAGAUCGUGGAGGUGGACGGUGUCAGUCUGGUAGGCGUCACUCAGCUGUUUGCUGCCACAGUGCUGAAGAACACAAAGGGCAAAGUCAGUUUCCUGAUUGGGCGGGAGAAGCCGGGCACUCAGAGUGAGGUGGCGCGUCUGAUCAGCGAGACGCUGGAGCAGGAGAGGAACCAACAGCAGCAGCUGGACGACCCGUAUGAACCAUCGACCGAGGAGGACGAGCAUUACGAGGAGGAGGAAGAGGAGGAGGAGGAAGAGGAGCGUGUCCUGGGCUCCAGUUUCAGUGGAAAGGAGAUUUUUGACUUGCCGGAGAGCGAGGGAAUGUUUCUGCCAUCAAACAUGGACUCCUCCCAGCUCAGUUUCCGAUUUAAAGAGCUCCAGAUCAAACACAGCACGGCCACAGCUGAGAUCAGCCAGCUUAAAGAAAAGCUGAAGGAGUCAGAGGAGGAGCGUGCGGCGUGGACAUUGAAGGAGGCGCAGCUAGAGAAGUGUGUGCAGGAAAACGCGGAGAAGAUCCUGCAGAUGGAGAAGAGCUGGCUGGAGGCGCAGGCUCUGUGUAAAACCCUGACGGAGCAGCUGGGGGAGGCGCAGGAGCAGAACGAGAGCCUGGAGAAAAAAUACAGCAAAGCCAAAAAACUCCUCAAGGAGUUCCAGCAGGCAGAGAGUGACUUUGAGAAGAGAGAGGAGGAGCUGAGGAAAGUUUAUGAUGAGAAGGAGAGUUGGUAUAAAACUCAGCUGGACAGUCUACAGGAGAGGGUAUCAAAGUUGGAGUCCAUGUCUGUCUGUGGUGGAGGAGGUGAUCAGAACUCUGUAGAAGAGGGACGGGGAACAGGCCAGGAACCUGCCGACUCCAGCAGAGACUCACUGUCAGCAGACACCUCUGUCCAGGGUAACUGUCUCUGUAGAGACUCACUGUCAGCAGACACCUCUGUCCAGGGUAACUGUCUCCAUAGAGACUCACUGUCAGCAGACACCUCUGUCCAGGGUAACUGUCUCCAUAGAGACUCACUGUCAGCAGACACCUCUGUCCAGGGUAACUGUCUCUGUAGAGACUCACUGUCAGCAGACACCUCUGUCCAGGGUAACUGUCUCCACAGAGAGUCAGUGUCAGCAGACACCUCUGUCCAGGGUAACUGUCUCCACAGAGAGUCAGUGUCAGCAGACACUUCUGUCCAGGUUGCAGACUGGAGCGACCUGGGGCUUGAGACGGAGAGACUGGACACCAGUGCCCAUCGUUCCAAAGCUUUACUGGCCCAGAAGGCCAAGCGGCAGCUCCCAUCCCGUAGCAGGCUGAGGGAGAUGCUGGGCAGCCCUGCAUGCCACCCACAGGAUGAUGGUGAUGAGGAUGAGGAAGAGGAGGAGGAAGGCUCUCAGAACCCAGAGCCUCCAAGGAUACGGAGGCCGUCCGUCCAGGAGAGUCUGUCUCUGCCCGUCCCAAUUUCGCCCCCGGCCAGUGAGAAGAAGCGCAGCCUCUCCGGGCUGGGGAGUAGUCCACCCUGCUCCUCACCUGAGAGACAGACAAGCAACGUGGAGAACGCAGAGAGCUCCGGCCUGCCCGCACCCAAAGACACCUCCUCUCCACCGCCACAGACAGUCCUCCUGAGAAACGCCAAGAAGAGGGAGUCCAAGGGAAAAGGCAAGGAGGGCAAAGAUGAAUCCAGUGAGGUGUCGCCAACAGGAAAACCCAAAAGAAGAUUUCCAGACUUUGGCGGGCUUCGCAAGUCUGGGGGCAAAGGCAAGAAACAUGACAAAGAGGCCACACGCGCAUCCCUGGACAGCAGAGGGUCAAGGGACCUGCUAGAGGAAUCGGGGGCAAGUGUGUCCCCCUCUGAGUCUGUAAGCUCCAUACCUACCUGCAUGCCCUUCUCCUGGUUUGGCGAUAAAGAUCGAGACCGCGAUAAAGACCAAACCUCAUCCUCCAGCAGUCUGCCGUACACUGCCACCGAGGCGGGAAACCAGAGCCAUGAGCGCAAGAACAAGACAAACUUGCCAUGGUCUUCUCUGUUCAGUCGAUCCUUAGAUUUGAGUUUGUCUGGUAUCGAUGAUUCGAACCCAGGCAGUCCUGAGUUAUCUGGCUUAGUAGCUGAGUCAAAUCUCUCUGGUCGCACUCAUACUCUAACCUUCUCUUCCAGCGAGACGCUGGAUGACGUGCCGUAUGCUCUGGGGAAGGAGUACCAGUGGCAGAGCCGUCCUGUGUCAGAGUGGACCACGCAGCAGGUCUGCCAUUGGCUGAUGGGCAUGAACAUGGACCAAUACACUCCAGAGUUUACGCUAAAGGGCGUGGACGGACUGCAGCUCCUGAAUCUAGACAGUGAUAAACUCAAGGCUCUGGGAGUGUCGAGUCAGAGUGACAGGACCACCAUUAAGAAGAAGCUGAAGGACAUGAGGAAAGCGCAGGAGAAACUGGAGAAACAGCGGGAGAAGCGGGAGAAGGAGGCCAGGCGGAGUGGCAGAGCGCUGGGGAAUGAUGACUCCGUGUGUUGAGGGGGAAAAACCUGUGUGUUCUCUCUAUGGCUGGGCCACAAAGCCUGGGGAAACAUAGGUCACCAUUUUCAGACCUUCGACUAAUAUGCAAUAUGUCUCUCUCUCUCUCUCUCUCUAUAGAUAUAUAUAUAUAUGUUAUUUUUCAGCAAGCUGAUAUAAUGUCAAGGCUUUGUUCAUUAUACCUAAUUGUGAAUGAGUGCAC
This is a messenger RNA of Chanos chanos (milkfish), 5096 nucleotides long. RefSeq names its product protein phosphatase 1 regulatory subunit 9A-like A (gene ppp1r9ala). Bases 290 to 4894 code for a protein of 1534 amino acids. The record is from RefSeq and is a predicted model, not a curated record. Gene Ontology annotation, biological process: calcium-mediated signaling; actin filament organization; neuron projection development. Lineage: Eukaryota; Metazoa; Chordata; Actinopteri; Gonorynchiformes; Chanidae. Gene Ontology annotation, molecular function: actin filament binding. Gene Ontology annotation, cellular component: actin cytoskeleton; dendrite; postsynaptic density. The transcript has 20 exons.